CUCUUUUCUUCUCAAUAGAGCGUGACAUUUCAGAGGACAUUGUAAGCGAAUAGAAAAGCCGAGAACGGAUAAAAUACCAGUGACAUACAGGUUUUUAAACCGAGUCAUCAAUUCUUGGAACCUGUUACCCGAAGCAGUGUGGUCCGCACAUUUACUUGACACAUUCAAGAGAAGAAUGGACACUCACGGAAGCAUACUAGAAAAGGAAUGACACAGGCAGUCGGCCUUCUGUUAUUACUACACAAAUGUGAAUCUGAACCAGUGACCUUGAAGACGUCCGCCGCCCAAGUGGGGUAACGACUUUAGCACCACACCUCCCACUUCUAGUUCCUGUUACAAGAUUACAGUAAUCUGAGGCUUGUGUUACUUCUACUUGUUGUUGACUGCUUUCCUUGAUGAAUCAAUUGUCACCCACGCUUUGCAUGCUCUAUUAGUACACGAAGUACCUUCUGGCUAGACACGUACAACUACAUCGAUGGCAAGGCCUCGCCGGUGUCUCUACGGUAAUUGUGUCAAGUAUAGGAUAUCGUCGACUAGAAAAUUCCUUAGCACCAACUAAUGAAAAACGACUACGAUAACAAUCUGUCAUUGGCAACUGGAGGUUUCGAUCAUACUAUCCGAAUGUGGCAACCAAGCACUGGAAAAUAUAUCCAAGGUUUUCAGCACAAUGAAUCACAGGUAAACGCUCUUGAAUUUUCCCGCGACGGACAGUACCUAGCAGCUGGUGGUUAUGGUCGAGUUCGUAUCUAUGAUGUCCAGGGUCCCGCAACACCCUUCGUUAUGGUCUCAGAUUUCACAAAGAAUGUAAACACGGUUGGCUUUAAUGACACAGGGAACUGGAUGUUUGCAGGAGCUGAAGAUCGUGUAGCCAAGAUUAUAGAUUGGCGAGCCGGUGGAAAUCUGUGGAUAACACGUAUUUAUCAGACGUCCUCGAGCAUUAAUACAAUGCUGCUUCAUCGCAAUCAACAUGAAAUUCUCAUCGGAACAAGUAAAGGGGAAGUUAUAGUUUGGGACCUUCGCAACAAUGCAGCCAAUUCUAUAUGCACUGAUGGCCAAAAUGAACCUAUUCAUAGUUUAUCUAUUGACCAGGAAGUAACUUCAUUAGCUGCAGUUAACUCUGCUGGACAACUUAUUGUUUGGUCUUUAACAGGUGAUUCUGCUUGGAAACCUAUCGAAAAAAAUCGGCAGAAAAUACACCCAACAUACGUUCUAAAAGUUCAAUUUUCACCAGAUAGUACAUUGAUAGCUACUGGGGGAGGUGAUGGGAAAUUUAAUCUUUUGAAGACAGCUGAUUUUAGUUUAGUUACAACCCGACAGGGUAGUCCAUCAGGUCAUCACUGGGUUUGGGAUUGCGCAUUUUCGGCAGACUCUCGCUUUUUGCUCACUGCGACUUCCGAUGGAGUUGCUCGCUUAUGGAAUUUGGAGACAGGUGAAGUACCCGUUGAAUACAAAGGACAUCAGAGAGCAAUCACUUGUAUGGCCUUCCGUGACCAUUCUUUAAAGUCUAUGUAGUUUUUUACUCAAUGAAAACCAAAUGAGUCGCAUGAAAACAAAUGCUUGGUCCUGUGCGUAUCGUCUUUGCUAUUUAAUUGCUCCCUAAGACUAGAUCAAAAAGAAUGGUAAUAUUCACUUUUUUAAAGCUGUUAUAGACAUGAAGUUCUGAGCUAUUUGGGAAAAUGUCAGUUUGUUUUCUUAGCAUGGUACAGCAUAUGCUAAUGCUUGGAAAGUGCUGCUGUUUAUAACACAAGACUUCCGAAUUAGAGUACAAUUUCGAACAAUUUAAUUUAUGUGAAUUCAUAGAAAAAUCAAUCUUCAAUGAUUUCACAAGAUUUAUACUUUUUACAGUGACGUUCAUACAAUAAAAUACAUGUAUUGUGUGAAUCCGCAUUUUCCUAAGUUAUUUAGACCCACAAGUUGUAGUUAUUACGCUUUCCGAAGUUUCUUUGUUUGUCGCGCAGGUUUUUGUAGUUAACAAAGAGAUUCGUUCUUAAAGCAUAUCAACUGGACGUUUCCGUUCUGUUUGUUUUCUCAACAUGAUUUAAAUGUAUCUCUUUUUUACUGAUAUCAAUAAAACUACCUUCACCUCUUUGCUCUUUUUUGUUUUUCUCCUGAUUUGCUGACAUACACCUUCAGCCAAUAUGUCUUAGGUUUCAUUGAAAUCAAGAACUGACCAAUGAUCUGAAGUUUAAGCGUUCGCAUGUUACCUCCUUCGGGCAUUAAAGUCACCUGCAACGAGUACUAUGUCUGAGCGUUUAGCUUUAUGAAUUUCAGAGAGCUUUCUGUAAAAGUCGUCUCUCACUUCAUCCGGGCUGCAG
This is a messenger RNA of Schistosoma rodhaini, 2315 nucleotides long. The record is from the annotation of a GenBank genome assembly. Lineage: Eukaryota; Metazoa; Platyhelminthes; Trematoda; Strigeidida; Schistosomatidae.